GGCUAGGCGAAUAUCCCGGGGGAGGCAAGAUGGAAGAAAUCCUGCGAAAGCUGCAGAAGGAGGCGUCGGGGAGCAAGCACAGGGCCAUCAAGGAGAGCUGCACCUGGGCCAUCGAAACCUUGGAUUCUCCUGAUGCUGCUCUCAAGAUACCACCAUAUCAGCUGAGGGAGAAGUGUCUCCUUCCUCUUCAACUGGCUCUGGAAUCAAAGAGCAUGAAGCUGGCCCAACAGGCUCUAGCAGGGAUGCAGAAGCUGCUGUCUGAUGAGAGGUUUGUAUCCGUGGAAACAGACUCAGAUGAGAAACAGUUGCUUAAUCAGAUGCUGAAUGCUGUCAAAGUGACUCCUUCCCUCAAUGAAGACCUGCAAGUUGAAGUGAUGAAGGUUUGCAUUGAGACAUAUGUAUCUAGCUGUCACCAGCGGAGCAUUAACACCGCUGUGCGGGCAACCCUCAGCCAAAUGUUGAGUGACUUGACUUUACAGUUACGACAAAAGCAGGAAAACAUGAUAGUUGAAAACCCUGACACCUUGCAGAAAUUCAAGAGUCAAGGUACUUCAGCUGAAUCUCUUUGUGAUGAUGUUGUAUCUGUCCUCACUGUGCUCUGUGAGAAGCUCCAGGCUGUCAUAAAUGACAAUCGUCAGCUUCAGCUUCUUUACUUGGAGUGUAUCCUCUCCAUGCUGAACAGCUCCUCCCCCAGCAUGCACCAGCACAAAGGAUUCACUGAUCUAAUAUGGAAGCAACUGUGUCCAGCCCUAAUAGUAAUCCUGGGAAAUCCAAUCCAUGAUAAAACUAUCAUCUCUGCCCACAGCAGCAUCUGCCUUGAGGCUGAUUCACCUUCCUCAGGGAUCUCUGAUCAUGGCCGGGGUUCAGGUUGCUCUUCCACAGCACCUGCCCUUAGUGGGCCCGUUGCACGGACCAUAUAUUAUAUUGCAGCAGAACUGGUUCGACUGGUGGGGUCAGUGGAAUCCAUGAAACCUGUGCUACAGUCUCUGUAUCACCGGAUGUUGCUUUACCCACCACCUCAACAUCGAGUAGAAGCCAUCAAAAUUAUGAAAGAGAUACUUGGCAGUCCUCGGCAGCUUUGUGAUUUGGCAGGGCCCUGCUCUUCUGAGUCAGAAUCCAAGAAGAGGUCUAUUUCUAAAAGAAAGUCCCAUCUGGAUCUUCUCAAGCUUAUCAUGGAUGGGAUGACGGAAGCGUGCAUCAAAGGUGGUAUUGAAGCGUGCUAUGCUUCAGUGUCCUGCGUCUUUGCCCUGCUUGGAGCAUUAGAUGAGCUGAGCCAAGGGAGGGGUCUUAGUGAAGAGCAGAUCCAGCUGCUGCUCCAGCGCUUGGAAGAAUUGAAGGAUGGGACCGAGACAAGCAGGGACUCCAUGGAGAUCAAUGAUGCUGACUUCAGGUGGCAGAGACGCAUACUGUCCUCGGAAAACCCUGCCUGGGAAUCAGGAAAUGAGAAGAGUCCUGAUAUCAGCAUUAGCGUUACCACAGACACUGGUCAGACUACUUUGGAAGGGGAUAUGGGACAAACAACUCCAGAGGAUAAUACAGAAAAUCAAAAAAACUCCCUGCCAUCUCCAGCUGGACAUGAAAGCAAAGAGAUUCAUUACAGAGAACCAGAGUCAGAAACCAUUGACCAGCCAGAUGUUGUUCAAAGAAGCCACACCAUAGUCUAUCCAGAUAUAACUAACUUUUUAUCAGUUGAUUGCAAGACCCGGUCCUAUGGAUCCAGAUACAGUGAAAGUAACUUCAGUGUAGAUGACCAGGACCUUUCUAGGACUGAGUUUGAUUCAUGUGAUCAGUAUUCCAUGGCAGCAGAAAAGGAUUCGGGCAGGUCUGAUGUCUCAGACAUAGGCUCUGACAACUGUUCCCUGGCUGAUGAGGAGCAGACCCCACGGGAUUGCCCAGGUCACAGGUCCUUACGCACUGCUGCUCUCUCUCUGAAGUUGCUGAAGAGCCAAGAAGCAGACCAACACAGUGCACGGCUCUUCAUCCAGUCACUUGAAGCGCUUCUUCCUAGGCUUAUAGCUCUUCCCAGCAUAGAAGAAGUGGAUGGAGCACUGCAGAGCUUCUCUUCAACAUUCUGCUCAGGUAUGAUGCACUCACCAGGAUUUGAGGGAAACCUAAAUUUCAACUUCCAGACUCUGAUGAAUGCAGACAGUCUCUACGUGGUAUCACAUUACACUUUGCUGCUCAACCUAAAAUUGGCGAACUCAGAUUACUACAGGAAGAAGCCUGCCCAAGCCCCUGUGGUGCUGAAGGAGUUCAUGAAGCAGGUCCAGUCCAGUGGAGUGUUGAUGGUAUUUUCCCAGGCAUGGGUUGAAGAACUGUACCACCAGGUACUAGAAAGGAACAUGCUAGGGGAAGCUGGAUACUGGGGAAGCCCUGAGGAGCACAACCUUCCACUUAUCAGCAUGCUGACAGACAUCGACGGCUUGGGCAGCAGUGCAAUUGGUGGCCAAUUGAUGGCAUCUGCUUCAGCUCAAUCUCCUCUUUCCCAGAACCGGAAGACAGAUGAUUCUGUUGUUGCAGGAAUUGCUUUUGCCCGAUACAUUUUAAUUGGCUGUUGGAAGAACUUGAUUGACACUUUGUCCACCCCGCUGACUGGCCGCAUGGCAGGCAGCUCCAAGGGACUGGCCUUCAUCUUGGGAGCAGAAGGAGCCAAAGAGCAGAACCAGAAGGAGAAGGACUCCAUCUGCGUGAGCCUGGAUGGACUAAGGAGGGCAGCCCGGCUGAGCUGUGCUCUAGGAGUUGCUGCUAACUGUGCAUCUGCUCUUGCCCAAAUGUCUGCGGCCUCCUGUGUCCAAGAAGAGAAAGAGGAAAAAGAAAUCCAAGAACCCAGUGAUGCUAUAGCUCAAGUGAAACAGAAAGUGGAGCAGAAACUGGAGCAGAUGGGGAAAGUGCAGGGAGUCUGCCUGCACACUGCUCAUGUUUUGUGUAUGGAUGCAGUCCUUAAUGUGGGUCUGGAGAUGGGAAGCCAUAAUCAGGACUGUUGGCCUCAUGUAUUCAGGGUGUGUGAGUACAUCAGCACGCUGGAGCACACCCACUUCAGUGAUGGUGCUGCCCAGCCCUCCCUUACCAUCACCCAGUCCCAGCAAGCACCUGGAGGGCAGCACCCAGACUCUGAGCCUGGGGAGGCUCCUCAGACAUUGACCCCCGAGCAAGAGACCACCCUCAGCAGCCACCCUGUCAUUCAGCCAGUUUCUAUCCAGGAUCUCAUCAAGGACAGCAGUAAGGGCAGAGCUUUUGACUUCCGUGGAGGCAGUCUGCUGAGUGGUACCAGUGCUGCCAAGGCUGUUCUCACGCUCUCCACGCAAGCUGACAGGCUUUUUGAAGAUGCUGCUGACAAGUUAAACUUGACGGCUUUGGCAGGCUUCCUUUACCAGCUCAAGAAAGCUUCUCAGGCGCAGCUUUUCCAUUCAGUCACAGAUACAGUUGAUUACUCACUAGCAAUGCCAGGUGAAGUAAAGUCUACACAGGACAGGAGAAGUGCUCUUCACUUAUUCCGACUUGGUGAUGCCAUGCUCAGAAUUGUAAGGAGUAAAUCCCGCCCAUUGCUCCACCUCAUGCGCUGCUGGAGCCUGGUGGCUCCUCACCUUGUAGAGGCUGCCUGUCACAAGGAGAGACACGUGUCUCAGAAGGCUGUCUCCUUCAUCCAUGACAUCCUCACGGAAGUGCUGAUGGACUGGAACGAGCCUUCUCACUUUCACUUCAACGAAGCACUUUUCCGCCCCUUUGAGCGCAUCAUGCAGCUGGAGCUGUGUGAUGAGGAUGUCCAAGACCAGGUAAUCACCUCUAUAGGAGAGUUGGUGGAAAUGUGUUCUACCCAGAUCCAGUCGGGAUGGAGACCCCUGUUCAGUGCCCUGGAAACAGUGCAUAGCAGCAGCAAGUCAGAGGUCAAAGAGUACCUUGUAGGAGAAUACUCUAUGGGGAAACGCCAGGCUCCGGUGUUUGAUGUCUUUGAAGCAUUUCUAAACACAGACAACAUCCAGGUCUUUGCCAACGCUGCCACCAGUUAUAUUAUGUGCCUUAUGAAGUUUGUCAAAGGACUGGGGGAAGUAGAUUGUAAGGAGAUGGGUGACUGUGUGCCAGGAUCAGGAUCUGCAUCUACAGACUUGUGCCUUCCUGCGCUUGAUUACCUCAGGAGAUGUUCUCAGUUGUUAGCCAAAAUCUAUAAAAUGCCCUUGAAACCCAUCUUCCUCAGUGGCCGGCUGGUUAACUUGCCCCGAAGAGCGCAGGAGCAGUCAGCCAGCAGUGAGGAUGGAAUUGAGUGCAUCCUUUCUGACUUUGAUGAUGACACUGGCCUUAUCAAUGUCUGGAUUAUUCUGCUGGAAGAAUUAACAACUGCCAUAUCCAACUGUCCCCGUCAGCACCAGCCUCCUACUUUGGAUCUGCUCUUUGAGUUGCUGAGGGACGUUGCCAAGACACCUGGACCAGGAUUUGGCAUUUAUGCAGUUGUACAUCUUCUUCUUCCCACGAUGUCUCUUUGGCUCCAUCGCAGCCAUGGUGACCACUCUUACUGGGAUGUGGCAUCUUCUAAUUUCAAGCAUGCCAUUGGCCUUUCCAGUGAACUUGUAGUGGAGCACAUUCAGAAUUUCAUACACUCAGAUAUUGGUUAUGAAAAUAUGAUCAAUACUAUGUUGAAAGAUCUUUUCAAGUUACUGGUAGCCUGUGUAGCAGAACCAACAGAAAUCAUUUCCAGAGUUGGCUGCUCCUGUAUCAGGUAUGUCUUGGUGACAGCAGGGCCUGUUUUUACUGAAGAGAUGUGGAGGCUUGCAUGUUGUGCCUUGCAGGAUGCAUUCUCUGCCACUCUUGAGCCAGUAAAGAACCUGUUGGGCUAUUUCCACAGUGGCACUGAAAGCUUCAGUGGAGAUGCCUGUGAAGUGAAGGUGGCAGCCCCCUCCCUCUCACCAAGUGCUGAAGCUGAGUACUGGAGGAUCAGAGCCAUGGCACAGCAGGUCUUCAUGCUGGAGACUCAGUGCUCCCCAAAAACCCCUAGCAACAAGGAAGGGUUUGAACAUGCCCAGUCGUGUGUGCUCAUCAUUGACCUGCCACCAGAAAAGAAACCAAAUGGGCAUAACCAGAGAAGUAUUCCUUUCAGGACAAUAGUGGUGAGCUUGCUGUCCCACCAAGUGCUGCUCCAGAAUUUAUAUGACAUCUUACUGGAAGAAUUUGUGAAAGGCCCUUCUAACUUGGAGGAGAAAAUGGCAAUACAAGUACCAGAAAACAAGUUGGCUGGUUUUCUCAGGUACAUCUCCAUGCAAAACCUGGCUGUCAUCUUUGACUUACUCCUGGACUCCUACAGAACAGCCAGAGAGUUUGACACCAGACCUGGGCUGAAGUGUUUGUUGAAAAAAGUGUCUGGCAUUGGUGGGGCUGCCAAUCUUUAUCGCCAGUCAGCAAUGAGCUUCAACAUCUACUUCCAUGCCUUGGUUUGUGCAAUCCUGACAAACCAGGAGAACAUCACUGCAGAACAAGUGAAAAAGAUCCUCUUUGAAGAUGAUGAGAGAAGCACAGAUUCAUCACAGCAGUGUUCUUCAGAAGAUGAAGACAUUUUUGAAGAAACUGCCCAGGUCAGUCCCCCACGAGGGAAGGAGAAGAGGCAGUGGAGGGCUCGAAUCCCAUCUCUGAGCGUGCAGCCGGUCAGCAAUGCAGACUGGGGGUGGCUGAUCAAGCGGCUUCACAAGCUCUGCAUGGAACUGUGCAACAACUACAUCCAAAUGCACCUGGACCUGGAGAACAAUGUAGAGGAGCCUCCAGUGUUCAAAGGUGACUCUUUCUUCAUUUUACCAUCUUUUCACUCAGAGACUUCCACGCCAUCAACUGGAGGGCUGUCUGGAAAGGACACACCAUCAGAAGAUGACCGAAGCCAAAUCAGGGACCAGCUGGGAGACAGCCUGACACCUCGAGGAGGGAGUGGAGAAAUAUUGCUGCUACCCCCUCCCCUGAGUCCUAAACCAGAAAAAAAAGAGCAAACCAAGAAAAAAGAAUGGUGGGAGAGUGCUGGUAACAAAAUCUACACCAUAGCCACUGACAAAACCAUCUCCAAGUUUAUGACAGAAUACAAGAAGAGAAAGCAGCAACAGGCCAUGACAUCCUUCACCAAAGAGGUCAAAAUGGAAAAGAAAGGGGAACUCCUGGGUUCAAGAGGCCCUGACUCACCUGUACUCCAGCGGCCUCAACAUCUUCUAGAUCAAGGUCAAAUGAGGCAUUCAUUCAGUGCUGGUCCAGAGAUCCUGAGACAAGAGAAGAGACCCCGUUCAGGAUCCACAGUCAGCUCCCUGAAUAUAUCUAUUAGGGAUGCAGAGGCCCAGAUACAGGCAUGGACCAACAUGGUGCUGACAGUUCUUAACCAGAUUCAGGCUCUGCCAGACCAAACUUUCACAGCCCUGCAGCCAGCUGUGUUUCCCUGUAUCAGCCAGCUAACUUGCCACGUGACAGAUAUCCGUGUCCGCCAGGCAGUCCGGGAAUGGCUGGGAAGAGUGGGCCGAGUCUACGAUAUCAUCAUUUAAACCAAGCUGUGCUCUCUUGCAAAGGGCAGAAGACAUUCAAGGUAUACAGCAAAGAAGUACUUGGGGUUCAUUAAUUGCCUAUUUGUUGGUGAGAAGUUAAGAAAUAACGAGCUUGUCAAUUUGUAUUGUCUAUCCACCUGAGACUGU
Pyrgilauda ruficollis (rufous-necked snowfinch) is the source of this 6647-nucleotide messenger RNA. RefSeq names its product ARFGEF family member 3 (gene ARFGEF3). Bases 30 to 6500 code for a protein of 2156 amino acids. Gene Ontology annotation, molecular function: guanyl-nucleotide exchange factor activity. The record is from RefSeq and is a predicted model, not a curated record. Gene Ontology annotation, biological process: regulation of ARF protein signal transduction. The transcript has 33 exons. Lineage: Eukaryota; Metazoa; Chordata; Aves; Passeriformes; Passeridae.